Molecule: messenger RNA, 765 nt
Organism: Aspergillus nomiae NRRL 13137
Lineage: Eukaryota; Fungi; Ascomycota; Eurotiomycetes; Eurotiales; Aspergillaceae
Product: DUF5315 domain-containing protein
Exons: 1
Coding region: 1-765 (254 amino acids)
Source: RefSeq, a predicted model, not a curated record
AUGGAUAUAGCUCCAAAAUUGGAGAAUCUGAGGAAAAUCCCCUCUGCGCGUCUGCCUCCCCCGGUCCUCUUUCAAGGUCCACCGACUUCCCAGAAUGGAUCUAGCAUCUCUCUCACACCUGCGGUGCCCCCUGUUUCUCCGAGUGGAGGGGUUCAGCGUCCUGCACUGCAGCGGAAUCGUUCCUCUCGCAAUCCCGGUGGCCUCGAGACUCCAGGUUCUCUUUCGCCCUUUCUAUCGCGUACCCAGUCCAAAGGCGAAGUAGAUCGCUCGGACGCCAUCUGGCAAGAAAUGCAAAAUGCCUUGUCAGAGGUCGAGCUGAGCGCGGUAGCUAGUGGACACGUUUUUGGCGAGAAGCACUCUGAAGCCCUUGAAGACCUGCGAACGAAACAGCUGAAGCUUGCGCAAGCCUGGGCUCGAAGCGAAGCUGACGAGGUAGUUGAUCCGAAGAAUGCAGCUAGCAAGAGUCAGUCAAGACCGAGGGUAUCCUCUCGAGCCACAAGUCCCUCGGGAGAGCCACCCGCACCAGACGAUGCCUCCCAGAGGAACCUAGACGAGGAAACAGAAAAGGACAUUCUUCUGGCGCGUGAGAGGCGUGAAGCGAAUGAUCGCUACUUCGACCGGGUCAACAACGGUGUAUUGGAUGUGGUAGCUAAGCUUGAGGAGGUUGCUCAAGCUAUGCGGGCCGUGGAGAGGGAGAGCAGAGACAUCUGGAGUGACAAUGAAAGCAUAACCACAGAGACCGCAUCAACGGCUAACACCGGAUGA